Molecule: messenger RNA, 2819 nt
Organism: Coregonus clupeaformis (lake whitefish)
Lineage: Eukaryota; Metazoa; Chordata; Actinopteri; Salmoniformes; Salmonidae
Product: probable G-protein coupled receptor 21
Exons: 1
Coding region: 1139-2233 (364 amino acids)
Biological process (GO): G protein-coupled receptor signaling pathway
Cellular component (GO): membrane
Molecular function (GO): G protein-coupled receptor activity
Source: RefSeq, a predicted model, not a curated record
GUUAGAUAGUGGAGUGGAGGCAGGGGUAUUGCUGUGUGCAGCCAGCCAGCCAGUCAGUCAGUCAGUCAUGGGAUGGACGAGUGAGACUUGUGUACCCACGGCUGCUUACUGGCUGGAGCUAGACCAGGGGGAGGAGUGUCUCUGCCCUGCCUGAGAGAGAGAGUAAAAGAGAGAGAGAGGGAGGUGGAGAGGAAGAGCAGAGCGUGAGAGAAACGGGACUGAAUCCGCUCCACAGAAGAGAGAGAAGGAGCAGAGAGAAACAGAGAGAGAGGGAGUUAGAGAAACAAGGCUGAAUCAGCUCCACAGAAGAGGGAGAGAGAGAGGCUGGGUCUCUGCAUCGGUAUGCCUGCUCCUCCUGUUCUCCCACUCCACACGCCGCUGCUGCCCUUCUGAGUAGACCCGAACUCUGUUUGAAAUGCCAAUCACCUCCUUGAGGCUGCUCCUUCAUCCUCAUUCAUUUAUAUUUAUACUCGCCGUUCACCGGCGUGAGGGAGACCUGGAGUGCUUGAGAUUUUCGUGGAAGAGAAUUUCUGCUGAAGUUGCUGUGAAGAGAUUACUGGGUGGUUUCGGCUCUUUGGACUCAAUCCGCCUGAUCUUUCCGUGUUUGGUGAGGGCACAAAGUCUCUGGUAACAUCGGACUCUAUAACUUGUGACUGCAUUUUUUUGAGACAUACAGGAAUUCCUGUAAGCCAAGACGAUCAAACUUGUUUGACAGUUUUAUAUUUUUUCGCUGCUACUCUUGCAGGGCAGGCACACUGAGGAGAGAACCAGAGGAGUAGGAGGAGAGGCUGCCAGAGUAUUUGUCCUCCGCUAUCUGUGUGCGUCUGUGUGAUUGAACCUUCUGUGUCUGCACAGUGAGGGGUGCCCUGGGGGACUCCCAGACCCUUGUCGUAGACGAGGGCUAGUCCUCACAUUGCUGCUGACAUGGCAGAGGGUACACGGCUACUCUCUCUCAGCCACCAGCCUGAUCUGCAGCUGAGCUUGGACCAGGAAUAGGACCAGGACUAGCUACUGACCAGCCCCAGCCAAGCCCCCUGUCUCUGAGUCUAGGAUCAGACCAGACAAGGAUAUUUCUGGAGCCUCCUGCCCUCUGCCAGUUGAUCUGGUUUCAGACCAGGGGCUUUCAGAAGGCUGCAAGAUGAUGAACUCUUCCCUGGACCUGCUGGAGCUUGAGCUCCUGAACCUGAGCGGCCCUCCUUUCUGCCUCCUGGACGUGGGCUACAGCCAGAUCUUAAACACCUGUCUACUGGAGGUAACCAUCAUCCUGCUGCUUACCGUUCUCAUCAUCUCUGGCAACCUGGUGGUGAUCUUUGUGUUCCACUGUGCUCCUCUUCUCCACCACCACACCACCAGUGCCUUCAUCCAGACCAUGGCCUACGCAGACCUGUUGGUGGGGGUCAGCUGCCUCAUCCCCUCCCUGUCCCUCCUCCACCACCUGAAAGGCCUAGACGAGGAGCUGACCUGUAAGGUGUUUGGUUACAUGGUUUCCGUGUUGAAGAGCGUUUCCAUGGCAUCACUGGCGUGUGUUAGCGUGGACCGCUACAUGGCGAUAACGCGGCCGCUGUCGUACGCUACCUUGGUGACACCGUGCCGGAUCCGCGUAUGCAUCCUCCUUAUCUGGCUCUACUCCGCCCUUGUUUUCCUGCCCUCCUUCUUCGGCUGGGGGAAGCCCGGCUACCACGGCGACGUGGUGGAAUGGUGCGCGUUGGCGUGGGAGACGAGGCCGCUCUUCACAUCGUUCAUCGUGGCGCUGCUCUACGCGCCGGCCGCCAUGACGGUCUGCUUCACCUACGUCAACAUCUUCCGGAUCUGCCGGCAGCACACGAGGGAGAUCAGUGAGCGCCGUGCCCGCUUUGGCCCACAGGAAGGCUCUCUGGGACAGGACGGCCAGCCGCAGCAAGCGCCGGCAUGCACGGACAAACGCUACGCCAUGGUGCUGUUCCGCAUCACCAGCAUCUUCUACCUCCUCUGGCUUCCCUAUAUCCUGUACUUCCUGCUGGAGAGCGCUAGAAUCUACCGUCAUCCCGCCGCCUCGUUCAUCACCACCUGGCUGGCUAUCAGCAACAGCUUCUUUAACUGUCUGAUCUAUAGUCUGUCCAACAGUGCCUUCCGGAAGGGUUUAAAGCGCCUCUGUUCGUUCUGCGUGCAGCGCGUGGACAGUAAGAAGUCCUUUGGCCCCGCACCGGGGCACGGACAGGGGCCCGUCUGCACACGCUCCACAUGCCACGUUUAGAACCUCCCAGAGACCCGUGUUGAGCCAGAGUGAUGUGUUGUUAUAGCACUAAGCAUGUCCUAUACUGAUGCUGAGCUAAAGGGAACAGGCUUCACAGGGAGUUGUGUUGCUGCAGAUGUUGCGGCUGUUUCUUGACAGUUGAAGGUUUGUUGGAGGGUUAUGUCCCUGGCCACAGCUGCCGCUGACUGGAUCGUCUCCAGAGCAUGAGACCCGCUUGGGAAGUACAGCCCAGACUCAGCCAUGCGAGAGGGAGGACAGGGAGGAGAGGUGGGAGUUGGAGGAGGAGGGACGUGGAGUUACCCUAACCUUUGACUCCUGAUAUGGAUGACGUAGCUAUGGCUAUGAUGUUUCAGCGUUGGAGAGUUGAGGUUGAUUGAAGACCUCCCUUCUGACAGUACUUGCCGAAAACACAAACUGUAAGAACACAUGUUCUUUUAGGGGGAUGUUUUUUUCUGAGACUCUAUCUUCCUAUCAGUUUGUGAAACAAUUUGUAUUUUUGCCAUGACUUCAAUGUAUUGAAUGCAAAAAAGGACUCACAUUAUUUAAAGGUCCAGUGCAGUCAAAAUUAAGUUUUUACCGGUGUACA